AAGAGAAAUUAUUAUAUGAACGAAUUAUGAAUUACAAACUACAAGAUGUAACGUAUGCAUGGCUGCGUGUGUAGAAGAUAAAAGAGACUUGGAAACAAUGUGUUAUUAAUAAUAAAGGUAUGAAUGAAAAAUGCUAGCAAGUUGCUGAAAUCUCUCACCUCUUUGCUGUUGAUUCGAAUUUUUUUCCCCAUAACAGUUGGACUCAGUGCUGGAUAUUUUCAAAUUUUUAAGCACGCACAACACAAGCACUAACGUGUUGAUAUAAAUCUUACCCCUCAAUAAAGUUGUAUCUUUGUUGUGGAAUCCUGUAUCAUCUUUCAGUGUAUACUGUUCUUGUUUUGGUUAUGGUGUGACACUACUUUGAGAUAGUGAAAAUGUUGAUGUUGAGAAAGUAAUGGUGAACUUGGUGGAUUUGACCAACUAUUGCAUUGAAAUUUGCUCUGUUUUGCAAGAGUUGAGGUAUAUUGCUGUUGUAACUUUUAGUUGCUCUUUUUUGGCAGCCAUACUAGAGGAAAGCAGUCAUGCUCAGCCUAUUGAGGUGCCUAAGGAUAAGCUGCUCGGCGACCUUCUCCCAACCGGAUUUGACGAAAGGUCUUCCCAGAGUCGGAUAACUACUUUGUUCCAUUCCUUUUCCUGAUGCCCUCGUUUCGGCAGGAGCUCCACAGUCUCUUCCCAGAAAAGGAGACUGUGUUCCACUUUUUAGGGCGUUAUCUCUUCCACCCGACUAAUGCAGUUUGGGGGCUUAUAAGCCGAUACUAUGAAGCUUAUCUGUCGAAGGCGGAUGUUACAGUAGGAAUCCAAAUAAGGUCAUUUGAUGCUACACCUGAUCCAGUCAUAGUGGAUCAGAUUCUGUCUUGCACAACGAGGGAGAACGUACUCCUGGAGAUGAGCCAGCAGGAAGGAGGCGCCAACUCAUCCAUUAAGCAGAAGAAGAAGGUAUCCGUGCUGAUCACAUCUCUGAGCUCUGGCUACUUCGAACAAAUAAGAGACCUGUACUGGGAGAAUCCAACCACGACUGGGGAGGUGGUUGCAGUGUUCCAACCGAGUAAUGAAAGGUAUCAGCAGUCGGAGAAGCAGAACCACAACCGGAAGGCAUGGACAGAGAUUUACCUGCUGAGCCUAACCGACAAACUGGUGACGAGUUCUUCGUCGACAUUUGGUUAUGUAGCUCAAGGGCUUCGAGGGGUAAGGCCGUGGAUACUGUCUGAGACUGAGAACCAAACAGCACCAGAUCCACCAUGUAGACGAGUCAUGUCGAUGGAGCCAUGCUUCCAUUCUCCCGCAUUCUUCAACUGCAAAACGAAGAGAGGAAUCGAUCCAGGCGCUGUUGUGCCUCAUGUUAGGCAUUGUGAAGAUAGGAGCUGGGGUUUGAAGCUAUUUCAAAAUCACAGUAAAUAA
Molecule: messenger RNA, 1398 nt
Organism: Salvia splendens (bonfire salvia)
Lineage: Eukaryota; Viridiplantae; Streptophyta; Magnoliopsida; Lamiales; Lamiaceae
Product: galactoside 2-alpha-L-fucosyltransferase
Exons: 1
Coding region: 637-1398 (253 amino acids)
Biological process (GO): xyloglucan biosynthetic process; cell wall biogenesis
Cellular component (GO): membrane; Golgi apparatus
Molecular function (GO): galactoside 2-alpha-L-fucosyltransferase activity
Source: RefSeq, a predicted model, not a curated record